Molecule: messenger RNA, 3117 nt
Organism: Paramuricea clavata
Lineage: Eukaryota; Metazoa; Cnidaria; Anthozoa; Malacalcyonacea; Plexauridae
Source: the annotation of a GenBank genome assembly
AAGGUAUCGAGUUGCCAAUGUUGUGAGUCUGCUGCAGUUUAUCGGUGUUUAACAUGUGAAAUGUUCAUGUGUGAAAAUUGUUCCAAAUGCCAUGCAAGAUGGCCGGACCACAAGAAGCAUACUGUGUUGUCUAUCAACGAGUUGAACAGUCCUGAAGGUCAAGCCAAGAUAAAAAGCAAACUUUAUUGUAAGAAACAUCAAGAUAAAACACUCAAGUUUUACUGUGAAACAUGCAAGGUAAGAUUUUUUGUUAUGCAUAACUGCCAGAUACUCUAUAGUUUUCCACCGCGUUACACGGGCGAGUUAAUCCUGCAUGCUAUUGAAGAACAAGGGUAGGGUAUUAUUUCAUGUUGCUGACUACCCUGUAAUACGUUUGAAAACUCAUGUACAUGUAUGCAUGUGUGUUGAGUUUUAGUAAUUUCUUCUGUGCUUUAAGGGUUUUUCUAAGGGUAUACUCUGGUUUCCUCAAUUGCCAGAAACGUGGUUGUGCAAUGGUUGCUCUUAAUAAGGCACUGGCAAGCCUUCCGCUGUAUCGUGUUUCAGCUGCAUCCAUUGCAAAGUCGCGUAGUAUCCCUCCUCCAAUGAUGAAAAAAUAUUUUAUUUUCUGGGACCGCAGGGGAGGUAUCGACGGUUCACUGCUGCAGUUAUUUAACUGCUUAUGUGUUACUGAGAAAAAGUCUCAAAUUAAUUAGUAUAUUUGGGUGAAAACAACAUUUACUGCUGAAACUUUGUCUAGGUUGGCUUGUAGUCUUCACUUUUGUAUACAGUUGGGAUGGUGUGGGUUAAAAUUUUACUAGAAAUACAAACCCGUUAUCCGAUAAUAAUUUGGGAAAUUGAUGCCGUCAUCUGAGAAUUUAAGAGCAAUCUCGAAAUAAGAAAAGGGACUGAGAAGAUACAAAAUUGCAUUUAGCUGGAUGUGAAACUACUGUAAGCAUAGUGUUUGGCAAACAACUAAAUAGUAACUACUAAACUAUAAUUUUUAUUUACACACUGCUUGUAUGUUUUCGCUUGCAAGCAAAAAUUAUCAAAGUGACCAGGAGAUACUGUAUAUGCCGUUGUUCAUGUAGAUGUAAUUCGACACUUUGAGAACUUUUGUAAAUUGUUUUGGUGUCGAGAAGAAGCCAUUGGGGAGGCAUGUGUGGAGUGAUACAACUACGCAUUUCACUCAAAACAUAAAUAUUAAUAGAAAAUUAAUACUAUGCAUCUUUAUUGUCAGUAGAUGCCAUCAAACAAAUUUAAUCCAUCAAGCUUAUAAGGAUGUAGAAAGAAUUCAUUUUAAAAUAGUGAUAUUCAUCCACUUACUUAAACUGUUUGGGAUUGAGAGUAAGCCAUUAUAAGGACAUUUUUAGGAUGCGGAGAAACUGGUUCGGGUUUUGUAACGCUACAGUAAUUACAUUUUACUUUGCUAACCAUGUACGUCUCAUGCUAUACGAGUUCAUUUUUGUUGUUCCCCAUUUGGGAGCUUUUCAACGUACGUUGGACUAGAGUUUCUCUACACUCAGUUUAAUCCCUCUUAUUUCCCCUACAUGUAACUUUAUCACCUGUUAAUUCACGGACAAUACUGUGAUGCUUGGCAACUUGCGUUGUGAAUUUAUAAGAAACUUCAAAUGAGAUUGCAAUUGAUUGAAAUCUUCAAAACAUUUUCCUGUGCGAUUGUUUUGUAUGCAUGUGUGAGUGUAGCUGUUAAUGUUUAUGACUAAUACGUCUCUUUUAAUUCUAGGAACUAAGCUGCACUCAUUGCAUGGUCUUAACCCACAUCAAACAAAAUCAUUCAUGUGUAUCUGUUGAGGAAGUCGCGGAGAAACAUAGAGAAAUAUUGGAAUCAAGUUGCGCCACACUUGAUGAGAAAUUAUUUGAAGGAAAGAAAGCAUUAAACAAUAUCUCUGGAGUCAUGAAAUCUCUUGAAGAAAAUGCCUCAGCGACCAAAGAAAAAAUCGUGGAACAAGCCAAGAUUAUCGUGAAGGUCGUGUCUGACCAGCUUGUUGAAAGAACGAAGGAAAUGUGUGGGGAAGUUGAUGAGAUUUAUGAUGAAUUACACACUGAACUGAGCCGGCAACAUGACGAAGUUAAGGAGUAUGUUGAUAAAGUACAAGGUAGUUUUAGUCGUAAAGAGAGAUUCUUCGACAUAAUGGUUUACUAUUCUAAGGGAUUUAUUGAUUAUAUCAGUUUAAUGAGAGAAAAUAGUUAUUGGCGAAAAAUUACGGACAUACUUUAUUAAUUCUACUUGCUUCCUAAUUUGGUUAUCACGUUGAAAAUGACCUCAAUAGCAAACAGUAAAUCAUAUUACACGAUAAUGUAAAUAGUAAAAUAUCAGAAUCAGGUAUAGAUCGUUUACAACUUGCAUGAAUCGCUGCUUGAAAAAGAAUGUCUAUCGAAUUUCAAGUACUGCCUGUUCUGUUCAAAGUAAUUUUUACAGAGGUUCGUUUUCACUACAGUAUAUUUGUUUUUUUUAAAGUAAACUGAAGUAGCAAACGAUUUACAUGAUCGUAUAAUACACUGUUUAGUAGUGUUUACCAUAUUUCAACGUGAUAUGCAACAUUACAAAGUAAACAGCCUGAACGUAAUAAUAGAAGUGAAUUUUUGUGGCAAAUUUCGUGGCUACAACCCACCUUAAACAAUGAGCUUUUAAAAUCCAAGUUUGAGGAUAAAGUCUAAUUAACAAACUACGUUUGUGUGAACAAAGAGAUGCACAUGCGCACUCACACGGAAUAUGCGAUCUAGCCUGUAGUAACACCCACGAAUAAGUUUUUCUAUGCGCAUGUAUGUCAAUGCCAAUCUCUAAGUGCAGUAAAUGUGUCCAAGUUUGCAUCUGAAAAAGGUUUUUAUUUGGGCGCGCGAAAAUGCAAGUGGGUGGAAUUUAAAGCGGAUGGGAGGUGAAAACAUUUUCAGAGGAGAGGCAAAUUCGUCUACCUUGCAGGAAUUUGAAGCCAUUAUAAAUUCGGAGCGUUAAGUCGCUUGGACGAUGGAAAUAUUCAACUUUAAGUACAAGUAUAUACCACUAAAGAAGAGCUUGUUUGUUUUUUCGAAAAUAUCGAUUCUUGAAGUUUCCAGUUUGCCUGGUAGUUAGCGCUAAUAGUUAAAACAAGUACAACCAUAUAGCAAUGUUAUUUUAAUAGC